Molecule: messenger RNA, 2879 nt
Organism: Babjeviella inositovora NRRL Y-12698
Lineage: Eukaryota; Fungi; Ascomycota; Pichiomycetes; Serinales
Exons: 1
Coding region: 23-2719 (898 amino acids)
Source: RefSeq, a predicted model, not a curated record
ACACAUGCCAGCGUUACCAGACAUGGCCAAGUACUCACAGGCGCUUAUGAGCGAUGAGAGCGAAUUGCCGGUCACGCGGUCUGAGGUGGCUAGCGCCCAUAACGACCUGCUUUACUCAGCCGAAACUGAAAAUACAAGGCUCACCUCCGCUCCGGAGCCCCCAGCGGAUUUUAGGGAGCCAACGCCUACUGAAUCGGACGAGGGAGUCCACCGAGAGCCCUCCAAGUUGGUUUUGUCAUUCAACAAAAAACGAAUUUUGAGCAACCGCAGAGUGGACACGUCUGACGAAAGUGACAGCGACUUUGACAAAGAAUAUCAGGAUGAAGAGUAUCAGGAUGAAGAAUAUCAGGAUGAGGAGUAUCAGGAUGAAGAUCACCACAGCGAGAAGGAGAUAGAAGAGUCCAAUUCCGUGCCUCCAGUUACACCCAAUCAUUCUGAAUACACAACAGAGGUUUCUGCUCCCGUCGCUCCAGAUACCCCUGUUUUGGCCGUCCCAAUUAUCAAUGUUAGUCACGAUGAUUCAUACGAUGGUACCUCUGUUCCUAUUCCUGGUAUUAAAGUAGAACAUUACGAAGAUGUUUGUCCUGACGCAACACACACAUCCGAUGUCACUGUUCACGAUACUGCUUAUCCAUCCCAGCCAGACUCUAUUCCCGAUAUCAACUCGUCUCCUGUCAUCCCUGUAACACAUUCCACUUUUGACGAGGAAUCAGACGAAGAAGCCUACUACAACACCGGCGCGUAUUUGGUGGAAACCGAGGAAUCAUCCCCGACGAAGGCGUCCACCAUGGCGAGAAAGCCUCCAGCUAAGCUUGUUCUCUCGCUAGAUGAGGAUAGAAUGGGGAGCACUAUAUCGGAAACCCCUGAGUACGAUAUUUCUCACUCUGAGGAGUCCAAAGAUGACUUCCAAAAGAAUUUUAACUCAGCGUUACACGGCAGCUAUGAUGACGAUUCGGCAUUAGCUGGUGAUCAGGAUGCCAAUUCGGCUCUACACGAUGAUUAUGACCAAAAUGCCACUUAUAACACCUAUGACUACGACGCCGAGAGUUUGUCCGACAGUCGCUACUCGUUUGAAAGCGAGAACCACGCGUAUGACAGCGAGUUGGUGGCAACAAAAGAGGUGAGCCGUAGCUCGGUGGCGACCACCGACUCUCAGGCCCGAAAUGACAUGCUUUUUGACUCCGAUGAUGAUAUUGCCGAUAUCCAGGAGGUCUUGGCUAGCGCAGACGUCACGCCUUCGUUGGAAACCAGGCCAGGCAAGUCUGCCACAAUGACUCGCAUUGACGAUUUGCUCUAUGACAUUGAGAAUUUUACCAUGGAUUCAACAGAAAUGGCUCUGCGAGAAGCGGGAUCCAUAUCUACUGACGGGGUAUACGAAUCGAUUGAACCGUCCCCGGUUGAGCCGUUAUCGUUCGGAGAAGGCCCUUUCCGCAACAGUUCCCCCUCGUUGGACCCCAGAGUCCAUACACCACCAUCAAACCCACUGGCUACUGUCUCCACCCCAUCAUUAGACCCAAGAGAGCUGGUUUCCCGAGCCUCCACGGUGAGGAAGCCGCCUCCGGCCAUCAAAAUUCUCCAAGGCGAACUUCCUCUGUCUAUGAUCUCCCCCGCUCUUUCUGAGACCAGCUUGAAAUCCCAAGACUAUUCCAACAUUGCGAGUGCGAUGGACGAUUAUCUUGAUGGUCAAUCCAUUGCAGAGAGCCGUCUCUCACGCAACUCAUCCUCUGGCUCGCUUUCCACUGGCAGAUUAUCUCUCUCGAGUUCCAGACCGCGCGACAGUAUGAUUUCAGAUCUCAAAGUGCCAGGCGUUGAACCAGAGGCGUUUGAUACCUUCUCUAACUCCUUGAGGCCAAACUUGAAUAGAAAUUCAACCACAAACACCUUGGGUACCAUGAACUUUGGCGGGUGGAACCCCGACACAGGGGUUUAUCGCGAUGCCUUUAUGCUGAACAAUGGUGACGAAAGCGUAAUUUCUGCGAUGUCGCGUUCCAGCUCAAUGAAGAGCCAGGGCUCCACCAAGACUAUCGAUGGAGAUAUGGCGUUGGCAAUGAAACCCACUACCUUGCUCGGCCACAACUCUAAAAACAUGAGUGCCACCAGUGAGGGUGGAAAGAAGUCUCAGCGCUACUCGAGCUUGCUUGCAGAUAUGGAGCUUCCUGAUGAAACCCCGUUGGCGGAGAAAGUCAGAACAGCAUCCGUUGCUACCACUACUUCCGUUUCUACGGCCGCCAGCAAUACGAGCACCACCAGUGGUUACGACAGUACUUUCCUCGGGGACCACCCCAGAAUGAACUCUGUUGUUUCCUCUGCCACCGAGCAUUCGUCCAUUGUUGCGUACAAGCCGUCGCAGGCAGCAUAUAAUCUUCCCCAGAUUCUCUCUAUAAGCAACAACCAGGAGCUCAAGUUGAAGAAGUUGCGGGAGGCGCUUGCCAUUGAAACGGCGGUCAACACCGGAUUGGGUGACUGGCUCACCUGCGCCAUGAGAAACGAUCACGGGAGCAAGACCACAGACUUGGCCAUUGGGAAGUUUGCCUCGGAAGCUUUCAAGAACGCUAACAUCACAGAGAUCCACAGAACGCACACCUUGAUCACCCCCUCAAACAUCAAGCAGAAGCUCGCCUCGGGGACCUCUGACAUCAGAGGUAAGGUAGGUGAAAAGGGAAGCAAUUUCGCCAAGGGCUUGUUUUCCAAGACUAAGAAAAUUAUGAGAUCGAACUAGGGCUGCUGGGUUUAAGGGUUGCUUUGACCAUUCGUGCAUAUGUCGUUCCGUCUACUCCCUUUAUAUAUCACCUAGAAAGUAGUGUAUAGCAACUUGAAAAAUCUAUCUCCUGAUAUAUUACAAGUUUUUUUUUUGUGUAUUAUUCCGUUAAAUAUAUAAU